Messenger RNA from Carassius carassius (crucian carp), 2504 nucleotides. Its product is annotated as pre-B-cell leukemia transcription factor 1-like. The record is from RefSeq and is a predicted model, not a curated record. Gene Ontology annotation, cellular component: nucleus. Gene Ontology annotation, biological process: regulation of transcription by RNA polymerase II; brain development; embryonic organ development. NCBI's taxonomy places the organism in Eukaryota, Metazoa, Chordata, Actinopteri, Cypriniformes, Cyprinidae. The transcript is spliced from 9 exons. Gene Ontology annotation, molecular function: RNA polymerase II cis-regulatory region sequence-specific DNA binding; DNA-binding transcription factor activity, RNA polymerase II-specific. The coding region runs from base 1028 to 2161 and encodes 377 amino acids.
CUCGUAUGCAGUAGCGUGAACGCGCGCAGUGGUGCGCCCGCUCAGAGGGGGAGAAAGAGCCGCCGAGGAGGGCAGAAACACAAGAGAGGGGCAAGUCUUUCCACGAUAGCGCCGCGGCUUGGGAACAAACCAACUGAGUGAAGUUGGCUGGAAUGGAGCUGAGCGUUGCCAUUCUGAGCAGUUUCGAAUCGUCUACCUAAGCCGGGGCAUUUCGCGCAGAGCCUGGGGGGCAGUUUGCGGUUGGUCCCGAGGGUUUGUGGAGCCCGUAUGAAUCUGUUGCUAGCAGCGCUCGAAUGCUAGUUAGCCCCGUUGCUAAGCAGCUAGCCAACACUGCGAGUCAAUUGUGUCGGAGAUCUCGGAAAUACGUGUAAAAAAGCGGUUACGCUCAUCCGCAGCUCUCGGGAUUGUUUUCCCCGUUGAGUUUUUGCUUUUUCCCAAGUGAGGGACGCUAAUAAGCGAACUCUAGAGUUUCAAUUUCGAUUUAUUGUCAUCGGAUAGUUUUUUCCCCCUUCUCUCUAUUAGCUUGUUAGCUGCUCUGGUUGGUUUGGUCCAUUUUGUCGGAGAUUUCUACUGUAAUAGCUGCCAGCGACAACAGCCCCUUGUUCUCGUAUUUGUGGACAUGAAUGAUUGUAUCGCGGACUGAGAGUGGUUUAGAGAAGCGAUACUUUGAGAUGCCGCGCAUGAGAUACUUCAUGUUUCCAGGGACGCUUUUAAUUUCUUGUUAGACUGCUUUAUGGGAGUGCUAGUGUGCAGGGUUUUGCUUUAGAGAACACUAGAAUUAAAACAGUUUUUCUUCCCCACAUGCGAACCGGUUGUCCGCCUUUAUCCAUCCACCGCGCGUUGUUUCGAUGUGGUUAAAGCCCACAUUUCAGUCGCAAUCUCGUGGUUUUCUCAUCUAGUGGUUCGCUCGGCUCCACGCUUGUAUUCACGCCGUCAGUGGUAACUUACAUGGUCGCUGAGACAGCGCGCUGAAACACGCUUUCAUUGGUUUGCGGUGGGGAAACGGCGAGAUUCAGCUCGAAGUAUCAUGGAUGAUCAGACCCGAAUGCUGGCUGGCCUGGGCGGACUCGGUGGACUCUCGCAAGCCGACGUGGGUGACCCCGAUUCGGUUCGGAAGCAGCAGUCCCUCGGUCAGCCGCAGCAAGACAUUGGGGAUAUCCUCCAGCAGAUCAUGGCCAUCACCGACGAGAGCCUCGACGAAGCCCAGGCGAGAUGCUGGCCAGAGGAGGCACCGGCGCAGUGGACCCCACAGAGAGAGGGGGAGCUGGGGGGGAGUACAGCAGGGUGUGCCCUGCCGCUCAACUUCCAGCACAGAAAACACGCACUGAACUGCCACAGGAUGAAGCCGGCUCUCUUCAGUGUUUUAUGUGAGAUCAAAGAAAAAACUGUGCUGAGCAUCAGAGGUGUACAGGAGGAGGACCCUCCAGAUCCCCAGAUCAUGCGUCUGGAUAACAUGCUGCUGGCCGAGGGAGUGUCUGGUCCUGAAAAGGGCGGCGGAUCGGCGGCGGCGGCUGCAGCUGCAGCAGCGGCUGGAGGAUCACCAAACGACGGCAGCAUCGAGCACUCGGACUAUAGAGCCAAACUCGCACAGAUCCGCCAGAUCUACCACUCCGAACUAGAGAAAUACGAACAGGCUUGCAGUGAGUUCACCAAUCACGUGAUGAACUUACUGAGGGAACAGUCCCGCACACGGCCCAUCUCACCCAAAGAGAUCGAGCGCAUGGUGGCCAUCAUCCACCGCAAGUUCAGCUCCAUCCAGAUGCAGCUCAAGCAGAGCACCUGUGAGGCCGUCAUGAUCCUGCGCUCUCGCUUCCUUGAUGCCAGACGUAAGAGACGCAACUUUAACAAGCAAGCCACAGAGGUGCUGAACGAGUACUUCUACUCUCACCUCUCCAACCCUUACCCCAGCGAGGAAGCCAAGGAAGAGCUGGCCAAGAAAUGUGGGAUCACUGUCUCUCAGGUCUCGAAUUGGUUUGGCAACAAGAGAAUUCGGUACAAGAAGAACAUUGGUAAGUUCCAAGAGGAAGCAAACCUGUACGCCGUUAAAACAGCCGUGGAUGCUGCCAAUGUGUCGGCACAGGCCAGCCAGGCAAACUCUCCAGCAACACCCAACUCAGGUGGAUAUCCUGCACCGUGCUACACACCUGACGGCAGGCUAUGAAGAUCUGUCAGGAAGUCCUCUUUACACCCCAUAUCAUCUAAACACUAAUAACAGCUGGCAAGACAACACCAACCCUUCCUCCAUCACCUCUCCACCAGGACCACCUGGCAGCAUCCACUCCGACACCUCCAGCUAAUGAGGCUGGCACUACACACACACACACACACACACAGAGCAUCUCAUCAUCCAGUCUCGCCCGUUCUCUCCUGCUCACAGCUUUCGUCCCUCACUCUAGCAGAUGUCAAAGGUCUUCCAUAGUCCUCGUUCCACUUGGUGUGCCAGGGUUCACACACUGAACCAGACUGAAACACACGCACUCUUCGAACAUAAGAUGGAGAACAUC